Messenger RNA from Ruditapes philippinarum (Manila clam), 3183 nucleotides. RefSeq lists its product as uncharacterized. The coding region runs from base 157 to 3135 and encodes 992 amino acids. Gene Ontology annotation, molecular function: calcium ion binding. Lineage: Eukaryota; Metazoa; Mollusca; Bivalvia; Venerida; Veneridae. The transcript has 19 exons. The record is from RefSeq and is a predicted model, not a curated record.
UGCUUUUAUAGUGUAAAGAGUAUUCACAGUAAAAUCAUGAAAUUCUCGUGCUAUUUCAUUGUUUUCUUUGUCACGGUCACAAUAUAUACAAGUGGUUGAAUGGAUAUAUGUGUAUACAACGGAUAGCGAUGGAAAUUAAUAUAGAGAUUCAACAUCAUGAAGAAACUGUCAUUGAAGUUUUUCCAUCUGUAUCUGAUUUAUAUGUCUGCACUAUUAUCCUGUUACAUAACUGUCAAAGGAUCAAAAACGUGUGCUGAAGUAUACUCGAGUACGAGUUCACACCCAUCUAGCGGCACUUAUACACUUGCUAACGCUCAAGGACAACCAUUCAGAGUUUACUGCCUAUUUAAAAGCGGUUAUGGCUACGCUUUUAUCUCAAACACUAUAAAUGUGGACCCAAACCUAGCCCAGCUGUUUACCCAGAAGACCGAGAUUCUUAUCAGACACAAACGCACGAACGGACAGCAGUAUGACGCCACAGUGGCACAAAUUACCCGCUACUCGAGCAAGAAUCUCGGCAUCUUGUACAAUUCCUAUUCAGGGUAUAACGUAAUAAGAAAUAGUCACAUGACCCCGUAUCUGUACGUCGGUUUCGUACCCAAGGCCGGAGUCAGUCAUUACCAUGACACGCAAGGCUGGAGAGUCCAGGGGAGAGAUUUUACAUUUCGGAACUGUGACGGCAACCCUAACAGUUACUUUACACUGUUGUAUAAUAGUCAGAGAAAAGCCUAUGGAAGUUAUUCGCACGGGAAAACAGAUUUAUUGCACGUGUGGUACGAUUAUGCGACCGCUACUAGCACGGCAGACUACAUUCCUGAUGAAUUUUUCGCUAGCCAAUUUGAGAUUCAUUUUGGUGGUUGUGGUGGGUAUCAAACCUCGACCAGCUUUUCCGGUGUGGCCGGCGCCUCCAUUGGUCUGAAAUUCAUACUGUCGUGUGGAACACCGGCGACAAUUACUUCCGGUUCACGUUCUCUUACCGGAACAAAUCCUGGAGAUACCGUCACGUACAGCUGCAAUGCCGGGUACACAAUUACCAGCGGAAGUGCCUCUCGGACAUGCAGUGGUGGUGUUUGGAGUGGGAGUCAGCCGACCUGUGGAGAUAUCAAUGAAUGCGCAAGUAACCCGUGCAAAAAUGGUGCGCAGUGUGUAAACGGUCAGAAUAGUUUCACGUGCAACUGUGCUUCCGGUUGGACUGGUACAACUUGUACAGCAGAUGUAAAUGAAUGUGCUAGUAACCCGUGCAAGAAUGGUGCUGCAUGUGUGAAUGGGGCAAAUAGGUACACCUGCACAUGUACUGCAGGAUGGUCGGGGACAAAUUGUGACACCGAUGUCAAUGAAUGUGCAAGUAAUCCAUGCAAAAAUGGCGCGCAAUGCACGAACGGGCGGAAUCAGUUUACGUGCACAUGCGCUUCCGGUUGGACAGGAACAACAUGUACAACAGUAAAUGGUGGCUGGUCUAACUGGGGUAGCUAUUCUAGUUGCCCUGUCACGUGUGGAACUGGGUCAGUUACAAGGUCAAGGUCAUGUAACAAUCCAACGCCAGCUCAUGGAGGAACAACCUGCUCUGGAAGUGCUACUGAAACUGGCACGUGCACGAAACCUGCAUGUCCAAUAAAUGGUGGCUGGUCUAACUGGGGUAGCUAUUCUAGUUGCCCUGUCACGUGUGGAACUGGGUCAGUUACAAGGUCAAGGUCAUGUAACAAUCCAACGCCAGCUCAUGGAGGAACAACCUGCUCUGGAAGUGCUACUGAAACUGGCACGUGCACGAAACCUGCAUGUCCAAUAAAUGGUGGCUGGUCUAACUGGGGUAGCUAUUCUAGUUGCCCUGUCACGUGUGGAACUGGGUCAGUUACAAGGUCAAGGUCAUGUAACAAUCCAACGCCAGCUCAUGGAGGAACAACCUGCUCUGGAAGUGCUACUGAAACUGGCACGUGCACGAAACCUGCAUGUCCAAUACUGUCAUGUAGAACACCGGAGAAAAUUACUUACGGUUCAACUUCUCUUACCGGUACAAAUCCCGGAGAUACCGUUACAUACAGCUGCAAUUCAGGCUACACAAUUACAAGCGGGAGUGCCUCUCGAACAUGCAGUGGUGGUAUUUGGAGUGGGAGUCAGCCGACUUGUGGAGAUAUUGACGAAUGCGCCGAUGGUGACCAUAACUGCUCUUCAGAUGCUAAAUGUGACAAUACGCCCGGCAGUUUUACUUGUACUUGCAAUUGGGGAUAUAACGGCAAUGGAGUUUCAUGUAUUUCGCAGUUACGAUUCCAGUGUAACCCCGAUAACAGUAUUAACCUGUUCCAUCUGCCGGAAGAUAGUUAUUUAUUUGCCAUGCAGGUCGUCGAGAACGGAAAUUACAUACCUUGUACGGUGCACGAUGAAAAUGCAACAACUGUGACAUUGACUAGAUGUUCAAAGGAUGAGGAAAUUAUCAUUACAUACGGGUCGUACAGUGGAGUGGUUACAUACAAGGUACAUGGCGGCAGAAAUCUGGUGAUCAUAAAAUUUAUUUGUCUGGAGAUUUCCGAUGAAGGAGUUAUUCAUUCAAUAAACAGUUCUUUUUCAACACAGCUAGCCAUAGACGAUGACAUCAAAAUCGAUCCUAUAUACAGCGUGAAGUCAUUACUAAGUGCAGCUUCAACAACUGUGGGAAAGGAAAUAAUUUGGACCAUACUCUUUCCAGAACACUAUAGUUUAGAAGUAAGUAGCUGCACGGCGUAUCCAGGUAACGAUGACUCAUCCGCGGACUAUGUCAGUUUGAUCUCUAAUGGCGGAUGUGUGGUCAUCAAUGACCUCAUUAGUCACUUUGACAUUUAUAGUAAUGGAACUGCUUCUGCCAGAUUAAAUACCUUCAAAUUUUACGGCUAUGAGAGUGUAUUCUUGAAAUGUAGUCUGAAAAUCUGUCCAUCCGAAACAACUCCUACAGCUUGUAUGACGACAUGUAGCCGAGAAAAAAGAAGCGUUCAAAUGAGAGCGUCAAGGCGACCAAGAUCGGUACUUCCGGUGACAAUAAGCAACUUGCUGUAUGUAACUGAGGCAUACACUAGCGGGACCUUAAAAUGUAUACGUGACUUCUCCACAACAUCCAUGUUUUGUGUGAUAAUUGUUUUGACAAGGACUACACGAGGAUGGUUAUGAUUAUUGAGAAAACUAUUUUUAUAGAAACAGAUGAAAUAUAUAUAUAUA